ACCCCUUUCGUGUGUAUGUUUGGUACAAGAGGCACCGACAUUCCAAAAUAUACUACACAUUAUUCCCAAUUAGAACUUUUUAAAAAGGGGUUAACGGGUGGGCGUGUGUAGGGAAUUUUCUGUCGAUGCCACAUACAUGAUAUUCAUCUUACAAUAAGCCAAGAGUAAAUCGCUGUGAUUUGUAGCAUUCAUUAUACUUUACUAUCCGAUUGUCCAUGACAAAAAGUGAUUAUUUGGAAUAUUGAUAGAAAACUAUGCAAACUAUGCUGAGGCGAGGGAAUAACAACCAUCAUACAUGAAGUUGAAAUAUCUAUAUGCGACAGACAUGACAGAAUAAGACUUCUGCUGGAAAUGAGACUGAUGGUUGAACGAGGCAUGGGCCAAGAACGGGAAUGUGCCUGACAUAUUUGCUGAAAAGUACAAUAUAACACUCUUUUACAGAUAUGAAUUGGAAGCGAACUUCUGGAAGCUACAACUUCAACGAAGCCUUCGUGCUUGGCGAGACUAUUCAAAAAGGAAAGCAUGAGGAAACCAUCAAAGAGAGGUCGGAGUCGUUGUCGAGUGUCGAGGACGAUGGGCCCGUGGCCAACCCGAGGGGGUUACCUACCAAAGCCGCAAGCAUCGACUUCGGAGUGGACGAUGAUGUCGACGGCGGGAAGCCACUGCGGAAUUGUUUCAUGGGAUGCUUCGUCGUCUUUGUCGUGCUGGCCAUGAUGACCUGUGUGGGGAUUCUUCUCUACUUUAUUCUGAUUAACACAGUAUUCGUUGAUAGUGACAGCCGGACCCUCACAGGUCCGUUGACAGUAGAAGGAUCCUUACUCUUGAACGAGACUUAUCAUCCAGAUUUGGCCGAUCCAGAAUCAACGGCUUACAGAGAAAUGGAAAAUGAAUUUACUAGUGCGAUGAGUGGAUCGUUUGGAAAUAGUUCCCUAGCAGACAUUUAUGACAGGACGAGAGUUGAGCGCUUCGAACAAGGAAGCAUACGAAUAAUUUUCACAGUUUUUCUUUCCUCGGCACCGAAUGAUGCUGUCUCGGAAAUGGAAGUCAUUGUCGACGUGCAGGUCACAGUCGGCAAUGGCAUUUCUUCUGGCUUCUUCGACGCUUUUGAAAUUUUAGAAGACUCCCUAGAAUUUACAUCUGUAAAUCAACAAAGUCAGACGACUGUCAGGCCUCCGAUAACGGCCUUCGUCGAAUCGACGCCAGAAACAACUGCAAUUCAUUCUGUAACUAGUCAGGUCAUAUCGUCAUUAAGUACAUUGUUCUCAACACCCAUAACAUCUGUAGGAACAGUAGCACCAACAACUAUACCGAUCACAACUCGAGGUUUUUCCUCACAAGCACCAGCAUUUCCAACUACCAAAGUAAUUACAAUGUCUCCCCAAUCGAUCACUUCAUCCCCACCUCCCUCAACAAGCGAGGUAGCAGCCACAGCAUCAACAAUGAUUGAUGACACAACCGGCACGGAUCAUCGGACAGCUCAAUCAUUUCCAACUGAUUCACAGACUGUAGGUACCAAUUUAGCAAAUCUGACUUCAGUAUCACCCACGACCGUAAACAACUUAAGCAUUCCACCGUCCACAGUCGAUGCUACCAUUACAUCACCUGUGAUUCAAUCUACAACAUCUUCAACGGAAGCAGACCAUUCAACACGUACUUUUAAUGGUACGUCAACGUUGACUUCACUUCCGGUAUCAUCAGACACUACCAGCCCUUCAAUCACUAGGACAGUAUCAUCAAUGUUAACAACAGAAGCUACAACAGCUACUGUAUCUCCUACUAACAGUUCACUUACUACUCUGACAACAGCUUCCCAACGGUCAACCGAUCCCGCCACACAAACGACCGCAGACGGCUCCACAUCCUCAAAUACAAACACGAGGUCAUCGUCAUCGACAACCUCAGGAAUGGAAGCGAAUGUUACAAGACAACCAAAGAUUCAUCCGGCUUUACCAGAUACGUGUGGUGCUCCAUCAGCACUGAAUGAUAGCACUACCGGUGGUACAGCCCGAAUCGUUGGUGGGACUCUAGCACCAAACGGGAAGUGGCCGUGGAUGGGUUCGCUUCGGAGCGGAAGAUCACACCAGUGUGGCGCCGUCUUGAUACAUCAAGAAUGGGCCAUUACGGCUGCUCAUUGUGUAGGAUUCUUUGAUAACAUCGUUCUUGGGGACAAUGAUCUCGCUGGCACCACAGACACCUCGCCAUACCGGGUUGAGCGAAACAUCCAACAUUUUUCAAAUCCAGACUUCAACCCCGUAAACGAUGACGGUGACAUUGCCCUAGUCCGCCUUACGGAACCCGUGGAGUUCAACGAUUACGUCCAACCUCUCUGCAUCAAUACGUUGACGACGGAAAUGACGUCAUUCAAUAACUGCUUCGUCAGCGGAUGGGGCACUGAUGACAUCGAUGUUCAAGCAUCAAUGAGAUAUCUAAUGGACGCCAAUAUUCAGAUGUUUAACAGGAGUAUUUGUAGCCAGUGGUACACUGAUAUCCACGCCAUUACUAAUCAACAUAUAUGUGCAGGAGAAGAAAACGGUCGUAGGGACUCUUGUUCGGGUGACAGCGGUGGCCCCCUUCAAUGCCAGGAUGACCAGGGAAUAUGGUACUUAUUGGGUGUGGUCAGCUUUGGUCAGGGCUGUGGUGAGGAAAGACUGCCCGGUGUCUAUACCAGGAUAUCUACGCAAAUAUCAUUCCUUCAGGGCAUAUUAGACACAAAUUUAAAAUCAUGACCAUGUAUUUGUAAGAUGUAGCAAUAUUAUGCAAUUGGUUCAUUGUCAUGUCAUCUUACGUAAAGAAGGUGGAAAAUUGCUUUUAAUUUUUUUGUGUUAUUGUUUUUUUAGGAGAUGAGCAUUGGUUGGAAACGAAAAAAAAUUGGUUGAUUUUUCGGUGAAAUAAAUUUCAUGGAAAUUUUUACCUAACAUCUGAUCCAUGCUUAUUUUUUCAUGAACAUGGAAAUUCCUUUACCAGAAUUAGACAAAACGAGGUAUGUUUCUCUAAUUUGAUAUACAAUUUAAGAGAUGUUCAUUUGUACGGAAAUACUCAUAACAUUCUAAUUGCUUCGGUUGGAUAAUUGAAAUACCCGUUCUUUCAUCUGUUAUAGGCCUAAUUUACUCAGACCUACAUGUACCAUCAGACCUACCUUCGACUUUGUAGUUAUCUUACGAUUAGGGAAGAAAUUGAUUACUGAACUACGUGGAAAUUGCACUUGAUACUUAUAACUUGCAAAUACACAACGGGUAAAGACUCGUCUUUCAAUCUGAGGGACGUGGGCUCGAUUCUCAGCCAUGCCACGUUUUCAUUCAGCAAGAAAUUUAACCACAUUGUGUUUCACUCAACCCAUGUGAGGUAAGUGGGUACCGGCAGGAAGUUAUUCCUCAAAAAGCUGUGAGCACCGGAAUUGGUAGACUAGCUCAGUCGGGGUAAGGAGCGCCUUGAGCUCAUAAGAACGUAGAUACGUGCGAUAUAUAAAUCCUAUAUCCUAUUCAGGAGUAAAAAAAUCGAACCAUAAUUGUACCUAUAUAUAUUUCAGAGCCAUGUAUGUAACCAUUCACGUGUUUCAAUAUCAUGAUGCUAUUAAGAUGGUAAUGCAAACCUAACCACCCCAUUCACAGCUGUUUCGAAGAAACAUGAGUGUACGCAAAAACUGAGGACAGUUGUCAUUAUAUAAUCUUAUAUCAAGAUCUGGUACAUUUACAUAAGCUAAGCAUUGUGAAAUAAUAAUAUAUCUAAGUUUUAAAAACGGUUAUACUGGAGAACACCAACAGAUAAUGAGCACACAUGGGACAGUGUAUCAUUAUGUAGUGGGACCCGAAAUCUGGCUCGAAUCCCAUGCUAAACUUUUCAGUUAGGACAUAAUUUAAGAAAUCCUUUGCCACGUAGUUUUUAUUUGUACAUACAAACACUUGGGUGGCAAUUUUAUUAGAUUCUUGCACGAACUCAUUUUUAAACGAUGUCUGGCAUCUUUUUAUAAGUGAUAUUCAUUUUUAUAUUCGUCAUGAGAAGGAAAGCCUGAUUCAUAAUUAUACUGAUAAAAGUUUUGAUAUUUAACUUGAUAUAAAGAUGUAUGGGUACCCCUGCU
Messenger RNA from Lytechinus variegatus (green sea urchin), 4075 nucleotides. RefSeq names its product serine proteinase stubble-like. The transcript is spliced from 12 exons. Gene Ontology annotation, molecular function: serine-type endopeptidase activity. Bases 444 to 2726 code for a protein of 760 amino acids. The record is from RefSeq and is a predicted model, not a curated record. Gene Ontology annotation, biological process: proteolysis. NCBI's taxonomy places the organism in Eukaryota, Metazoa, Echinodermata, Echinoidea, Temnopleuroida, Toxopneustidae.